This is a messenger RNA of Pocillopora meandrina, 3056 nucleotides long. The record is from the annotation of a GenBank genome assembly. NCBI's taxonomy places the organism in Eukaryota, Metazoa, Cnidaria, Anthozoa, Scleractinia, Pocilloporidae.
GCUGCAUCUGUUCGGUGAAGCCUCAAAAAUGAAUCGUUUGCUGUUCACUCUGACCGUUGUCGUUCUGAUGGCUGCACACGGUGAGUACUGUACAACUUUGGAAUUUGAAAGGUAGAUUUAUAAACAGGUGUAUGACGUUUUGUGCUCCUAUUCAGGGACGUAAUUAAAUCAUCAUAAGUAAAGUAAGCCCAACAGUGACCAUACUAUGCAUAAAUUUGGCGUGGCUGUACAUGUUCGGUGAAGCACGAAGAGUUCAACUUCAACACAAGAUAGGAGCCUCAAAAAUGACUCGUUUGUUGUUCACUCUGAUCGUUGUCGUUCUGAUGGUUGCACAUGGUAAGUAUUGCACAACUUUGCAACUUGACAGGUAGAUUUAUCGCACAGGAAAUGUUGUUAAAUGUUGUUAAUUAUUAUAAGCAUCGCUGAAUGAUGCGAUACUGAAACAUAUUAAACUGCCGCAAAAUAACCGUCAAGUAUUUUCGUUGGCUUCGGCCGCCAGCGUGACAGGCUUUCUUCCCGUCAACCGCACAGUAAUCCUUGAAAGUGCAUGUAACAGCUUUCGUUUAUGUUUUGGUAUGAAAAUAUAUAAUCUUAAUUUGAACCAGGAGAAGAAAUCCGUGUUGAAAAUCAUUCAUUCAGUUAGUUUUCAUUGUUUCCAAAUGAUUUCUGUGCUAUGGAUGGACUCUGAUUUAGGCUCGACUUGAUUUGUUCAGAAUCAUAACUCAGUCCUACCGCUCUUUUCUGUUUGUUCUUUGAAAUUUUGGGGAUGUAUGAAUGUGGUUUGGAUUACCGCUUAACUCGACACUAAAGGACACUAAAGAAAAUUUUAUGCGAAACUAUUCUAUGCAAAAUUGUAUGCAAAUUAGCUGGUGGCGCAUUGAAUGUGCAGUUUUAUAGCAGUCGUGUAGGUCUGAAUAUGUAUCGUUUUGCAACUAGUGAAUAUACUGUCGUUUUUUAACUGUAUUUCCCUUCAUCAAUUGAGAUUUCAACAGUCCAAAUAUCUUUUAUAACAUAGCGUGCGUGCUUACCCUUUAGAAGUCCUACUGAGCCAUGCGUAAACAAGAUGAAGUGAGAAUUUUUUUUUGCAAGUUCCCCGCAGUCUGUCUUCUCUAAUUGCACCGUACACAGCAGCGUAAACACUAUUUUGAACAAUCAAAACCCUUGCUAACUUCGGGUCUUUGACUUUUAAAACAAUUUUUAGUGACAUGAGUUCAUUUGGCUUUGAUUUUCUCCCUUUUCCCCGUAAAUUUUGAGCUUUCCAUUCACAGUUAUCGGUUAACUGGAUCAGAUGUUCUCGUUCAAACCAAAGUCUAAAAUGUGGCGUGUUUUUGACCAGGCAAUGGGGACGUUUGUUUCCUUUUUUUUUGGUGCGUUGUGAGAAUUUUGCACUCUAUCCGGUACAAUAACUCGCGCAGAUCCUUGUUGUCGCUCUGAAAGAAUUUGCUCAUGCUUUUAGCUGUGCGUAUAUCGAGUUAUGGAUGCACUUCGGAAGUUUGGAGAGCACUCAAAAAGCUAGAGUUGCUCUCGGCUGCGCCUCGAGCUACUCUUACGCAUUUUUCGUGCUCUCCAAACUUCCCGCGUGCAUCCAUAACUCGAUAUACGCAGGGCAAACAUGAACAAAUUCUUAACUACCAGUAGUAUGGAGACAGUUUCAAGACCAUCAACUAAUACGUUUAGUGAUCACAGUUUAAGUAUAAUUCAUGUUCAUAAAUACAAUAAUCCUGUCAACAAUCAAAAUCCUGUGUCUAAAAAGAUUCAGGACACCGAUAUAAAUAGAUUAAAUAACUCUACUAUAAAUCGUAACAAAUACUAUUAUAGUAACAAUUUUGAGCAUAAUAGCGGAAAAACCGUUACACUUAAGAGACUUAUCUCAUGCAAAAAGUACAGUAACGUUGGAUGUGUCACAUUUCGGUUUUAAAAAUGGAGGUGAAUUGAUUAUUCCAGAAACAGGUUUUUCUUAGGUUUUUUUCAAAGACAGCUGCAAGGCGUCUGCAAUUACUUUAAAUCUGAAGCUAACAAAUAAAAUAUCACAAACCGUUCUAGAAUUGUUAAUUUUGAAGAUACACGGGGUCGUUGGAUUUAUAUAUCUUUGUCUCAGGUUGUCGGCUGGAUAUGAGCACCGAUUUAUUAAUCAUUUUUUACUUUAGACUGUAAAAUUAUAUUUUCAAGUGAUUGAUUAAAAUAAUUGAAUUCCACCCCCACCCACCUCCCAGGGUUUAAAUUCAUUCAAUUCACUUCAAUGGACAUUUUGCUUUGACGUCGCAUUCUCAAGCGCAAAAUAAAUGUUAAAAAAUUUUAUGAGAGCUGCAUCAAAGAGUAGACACAAACAGUGGAACCUAUAAAAGUGGACACCCAUGGAACGCUCGCUACCUUCCGUUUUUCUAUAAAAGAGUGAAUGGCGCAUUUGUAGUGGGUCUUUAAAUCCCAGAGGGAACAGUGAAAGUAACGUGCUAUUUGUACACAUUUUUUUAUCAUUUUCUUUUUUUUUAAUUUGUCAGCUUUUGCUAUAAAAUGUUAUGUCUGCGUGGAUACUGAAGAGGAUUGUAAGAAGAGCAAGUUGGAAGAAAACAAAGUCAACUUUUUAUACCCGUGUUUAGCUGAUGAGGGCGAUAGAUGCUUCAGAUUGUGGUAUAAAAGGGAAAAUUACGAUGCCAUGGUUGCGAUUGGAUGUGCUAAGCAAUCAUUCUGUGACGCCGAAAAGUCCCUUUGUGAUAUAAAGAGAGAUGGUGCGGACUUCCAAUGCGAGUUAAGCUGCUGUUCUGAAGACGGAUGUAACGCAAGCUCGUAUUUCACUGCCAACGUCAUCCUGUUGGCCGUUUCCUCCGUCCUGGGCCUGGCACUGCUGAAGUAAGCCGUGGAAGGCUUUACAAGUCUACUUUUCAUUUCGCUUAUUGCUCGUUUAAACUUGGCGUGGUCACCUAAAGUUUAGAUGCACUCAGUUUUCAGAGCAGUAGAGGCAACGGAAUCUCCCGUGCACGUUUAGCACUGCUGGCAAUUGUUACUACUUUUUAAUCACUUUGCAAGUUUUCACUUUUUGUUUUUCCAUUAAAAUGUUC